Molecule: messenger RNA, 576 nt
Organism: Rotaria sp. Silwood1
Lineage: Eukaryota; Metazoa; Rotifera; Eurotatoria; Philodinida; Philodinidae
Source: the annotation of a GenBank genome assembly
AUGGGUAAUCAACAUCCUAAGAAAACAACACCAACUGUACUUACAAAUGAAGAGAUAAAUAUGCUCAAAGAAAAUACAGAAUUUACUGAAAAAGAAAUUCGAGAAUGGCAUGCGAAUUUCAUUCGUGAUUGUCCAACUGGUCGAAUCGAUAGGAAAAAAUUUAGUGAAUUCUAUAAACAAUUUUGUCCAGAUGGCAAAGUAGAGAGUUAUUGCAAACAUGCAUUUACUACAUUCGAUAAGAAUAAUGAUGGUGCAAUUGAUUUUGAAGAAUUUCUUUUAGCUAUUGCAGCUACAAGUCAAGGCUCUAUUGAUACUCGUCUUGCCUUUGCUUUUGAUGUAUAUGAUAUCUCUGAUGAUGGACUAAUCGAUGAAGCAGAAUUGACUACAAUAAUCUCAGCUAUGUUCGAUCUUGUUGGUGAAGCUGAUCGUAAAGGUACUGAUGAUCCGAAAAAACUUGCUGAAAACAUUAUAGAAAACCUUGACCUUGAUGGUGACAAGAAACUGAAUAAAGUAGAAUUUAUUAAUGGGUGUAAAAACGAUAAAUCUCUUCGCCGAUUACUUGUUCCUAAUAUUUAA